UCUCCCUCUCUCUCUCUCUCUCUCUCUUUCUGUGCAUUUUCCAGUCUACCAAAAACACCUCCUUCCAAAGCCUCCGAUGCCCGAUCCGUCGACCUCCGCACCAUCAUGGGUUCGUCGCCUCCCUUCCGGCCUUCUCCUCCUCUUUCUGUCUGUCCUCACCCACCAUCCUUCUGGUAUCUCCUCCUCACACCUACCCUCAGAUCCCAUCAAUUUCGUCCGUCCAUUGAGACCCUCCUCAUCCAUGAUCCUACCCCUCACCCUCUCUUUCCCCAAUUCAUCCCAGCCGUCCAUCGAAGGCAAUUUUCGCCGCCAGCUGCAGAAAGAGCAUCAAACUCCAGAUGCCCGCAUGCGACUCCACGAUGAUCUACUUACCAAUGGUUACUAUACGACCCGGCUUUAUAUCGGGACCCCACCGCAGAAAUUUGCUCUGAUCGUCGAUACAGGGAGUACGGUCACGUACGUUCCAUGCUCCACCUGCGAGCAGUGUGGCAAGCAUCAGGAUCCAAGGUUUGAUUUUGAAAAGUCGAGCACUUAUCAACCAGUAAAAUGCACGUUAGACUGCACUUGUGACAGGGAUAAUAUGCAAUGUACUUAUGAGAGGCAGUACGCAGAAAUGAGCUCUAGCAGUGGGGUGCUUGGUAAUGAUAUUUUAUCAUUUGGCAAGGAAAGCGCAUUGGAGCCCCAGCGAGCUGUUUUUGGUUGUGAAAAUAUCGAAACUGGCGAUCUUUUCAGUCAACGUGCUGAUGGCAUAAUGGGUCUUGGCCGUGGUCAGCUUAGCGUCAUGGAUCAACUUGUUGAGAAGGGUGUAAUAAGUGACUCGUUUUCCUUAUGUUAUGGUGGAAUGGGUGUUGGCGGGGGUGCGAUGGUUCUUGGUGGAAUUUCUCCUCCCCUUGAUAUGGUCUUUUCCCACUCUGACCCUGUCCGCAGUCCAUAUUACAAUAUCGAGCUGAAGGAAAUACAUGUAGCUGGGAAGGCGUUGCCGUUGAACCCAAGUGUAUUUGAUAGCAGGCAUGGAACUGUCCUGGAUAGUGGUACAACGUACGCAUACCUACCAGAACCGGCAUUUGUAGCAUUCAAGAAUGCUCUUGUGAAGAAACUUUCCCUCAAAAAGAUCCGUGGUCCAGACCCAAAUUACAAUGAUAUCUGCUUUUCCGGUGCUGGAAGUGAUGUCUCCCAACUGUCUAAGUCCUUUCCAGAGGUCAAAUUGGUUUUUGGCAAUGGGCAAAAGUUGUUGCUAGCUCCUGAAAACUACUUGUUUCGGCAUUCAAAGGUUCAUGGUGCUUACUGCCUUGGAAUUUUUCAGAAUGGAAAAGAUCCAACAACUCUUUUGGGAGGAAUUGUUGUUCGCAAUACUCUUGUAACUUAUGAUCGUGAGAAUGAAAGGAUUGGGUUCUGGAAAACCAACUGUUCUGAAUUAUGGGAGAGGCUGCAUAUCCCUGGAGCUCCUUCUCCGGCACCUUCAGUCUCCCAUGUCAAGAAUUCAACUAUAACAGUGCCACCUGCAUUGUCUCCGAGUGGACUGCCUGAAAAUAUAAUUCCAGGCCAAUUCAAAGUUGGGCUCAUCACAUUUGAUAUGUCCUUGAGUGUAAACUACUUAGACCUGGUGCCUCACAUGACAAAACUCACAGAUUACAUUGCACGGGAAUUAGAAGUUAAUACAUCUCAGGUCCAUCUAUUGAAUGUUACUAGUGAAAGAAAUGGCUCCCUCAUUAGAUGGGCUAUAUUUCCAGCGGAAUCUUCUCAUUACAUUUCCAAUACCACUGCAAUGAGCAUAAUCUCCCGCUUAACUGAACACCGUGUGCACCUUCCUGAUACCUUUGGGAGUUAUCGGUUGGUCAAAUGGAAACUUGAACCGCCAGUGAAAAGGAGGUGGUGGCUGCAACGCUUUUUGGCAGUGGUGGUGGGAAUUGCAGUAGUGGUGAUACUCAGUUUUUCAACUUUUCUGGCAUGGUACAUUUGGAGACGCAGACAGCAAGAAUUUGGGAGAUACAAGCCCGUGGAUGCUGUUGUGGGCGAGCAAGAGCUCCAGCAGCUCUAACACAGACCAAGUUUCUUCUAUUGCAUUAUGGUGAUUCGUUUUGCCAUGAUCAUGCUGUGCAAAAGGCAUCCAAAUCAAUGAAAAUCUUCAGCAGAAGGGGUGGCCUGGUUGUGAAAGGAGAUCUUUUCUGACGAUCUCUACCGUACAAAUUAACUCAGGGUGUGAGUUACAGGAGGUGCCACUUCUCCAGAGUGGCAUAUCAAGAAGCUUGCAUUACAGUUUAUAGCUCAGUGCAAAAUGAGCCCUGCCCAUCAUGGCCAAAUGAACGAUUGUGGUCCUUCCUAAUUUUCUUCAGAUAGCAUCGGGUUUUUUGGGUAUCUGCUUGCUCGGACAUGAAAAUGUUGUAUGGAAGGAUUCACCUGACAGAAUUGGAAUUUUGUAGGCUGUGUUGUAGUAUUAUGGUGACAGACUGAUCUGAUGCAUUCAAUUAUAUGGGCCUUGAUAAUAUGUAUUGAUACCCAGCUUGAUUCUCUGAUAAUAAAGUAAUGGCUUAUAGUGAUUGGGGUUAA
Molecule: messenger RNA, 2547 nt
Organism: Magnolia sinica
Lineage: Eukaryota; Viridiplantae; Streptophyta; Magnoliopsida; Magnoliales; Magnoliaceae
Product: aspartic proteinase 36-like
Exons: 12
Coding region: 77-2038 (653 amino acids)
Biological process (GO): proteolysis
Molecular function (GO): aspartic-type endopeptidase activity
Source: RefSeq, a predicted model, not a curated record